Octodon degus (degu) is the source of this 485-nucleotide messenger RNA. RefSeq names its product NADH dehydrogenase [ubiquinone] iron-sulfur protein 5-like. The record is from RefSeq and is a predicted model, not a curated record. NCBI's taxonomy places the organism in Eukaryota, Metazoa, Chordata, Mammalia, Rodentia, Octodontidae. The coding region runs from base 54 to 374 and encodes 106 amino acids. Gene Ontology annotation, biological process: mitochondrial respiratory chain complex I assembly. The transcript has a single exon.
UCGUUCUGAAGCGGCGAGCUGCGAAGGAGAUAAGGGCACUUUUGUGUGACGUCAUGCCUUUCUUUGAUGUGCAGAAAAGACUGGGCAUUAGUUUAGAUUGUCACAUGACGAUCCAAAGUUCUGAACAGCCCUACAGAAUUGCUUCUCGAUGCCAUGCUUUUGAGAAAGAAUGGCUAGAACGUGCACAUGGAAUUGGUGCUACCCGGGCGAAUAAAGAGUGCAAGAUAGAAUAUGAUGAUUUGGUAGAGUGUUUACUUCGGCAGAAAAUGAUGAAACGUAUGAGUGCCAUCAAUAAGCAACGAGAUAAGCUAAUAAAGGAAGGGACGUACACCCCACCACCUCACCACUUGGGCAAGGAAGAGCCUAGGCCCUGAGCAGGGCAGCUGCCAAUGGCUGGAGGCUGAUCUUCAUGCUCUUUUCCACUGCAGUGAUUGUUUACUGAAAAACUUCUGUCAAUGUGUAAAAAAUAAAGGAAUACUAUGUCC